Molecule: messenger RNA, 1746 nt
Organism: Dipodomys spectabilis (banner-tailed kangaroo rat)
Lineage: Eukaryota; Metazoa; Chordata; Mammalia; Rodentia; Heteromyidae
Product: endogenous retrovirus group K member 10 Gag polyprotein-like
Exons: 2
Biological process (GO): viral process
Molecular function (GO): zinc ion binding; nucleic acid binding
Source: RefSeq, a predicted model, not a curated record
AUGUCCGUCAUUCCACUGCCAUUGCUGUUCGCCCCACCUGGAGCAGCUGCCAACAGAUUUUGCCAGGAGCACAUACAUGAACAAAUAAAAUUUAAUCAGUUGAUUGGGAAAGUUGGACAGGGUAAAGAGUCUCGCCCUGACCCAGAAGUGCAUACUGCUGCCCAAAAGAAAUCAAAUAAAUUGAUAAAAGUUGAAUCUAUUGAGUCAGAAAAUGAGACAAAUUCAGAUGGCUCGGAUGCCGAGGAAAAGUCAGAUGACUCAGAUACUGAGGAAAAAAUAUAUGAUGAGCCUAUUGAGGAUAAAACAGUCCAUUUUGAGGAAAUGUUAAAUUCUUUUAUGAAAAAAUUGUCACAGAUUGAAGUAAUGCAACGACCCCCUUUAAGGGUGAAUGUUUGUGAGCCCUCUUUAACAGCUCUAGGGGACUCAGAAUUCUUUCCGCCACCCCCUCCGCCUGUUAUUCCCCAGGCGCAGUCUACUCGGUCUGCGCAGCUUAGUCGGCCCAGGCCUUUGAAGUUAUCUAGUCCUCCUAAUGAUAAAUUCCCUCUUGGGACAGGGUCUAUUUGCCCUCCCAGGCGUAGUGCCUUGCAGCUCUCAUUAGCACAGGCUGCUCAAAGAGGGGAGGAUAUUUCUGGUUUUCAUUUAUUUCCUGUAAUGGAGGACCAAAAUCAACAAAGAACUCACCAACCUAUUCAAUUUAAGCAAAUAAGAGACUUGAAAAACGCUUGCGCUCAAUAUGGACCUACGGCUCCAUUUACGCAGGUAAUUUUGGAAACAUUGUCCACUGAUGCUUUAUGCCCUAAUGAUUGGAAACAAUUAGCCAGAGCUUAUCUUAGUGGAGGAGAUUACUUGUUGUGGAAGUCUGAAUUUGUGGAACAGUGUCAGGCCACAGCAGAGGUUAAUAGGGCUAAUAAUAUACCUACUACUUUUGCAGAGCUUGCUGGGGAAGGUGCUUAUAAUGACAUCCAUACCCAGUUAAAUUACCCUUUGGGCACAUAUGCUUAGAUUAAUGCCACUGCUAAGCGUGCCCGGAAGAAACUUCCUAACUCUAAUAAGACUGAGGAUCUUUCUAAAAUUAGACAAGGACCAGAUGAACCUUAUCAAGACUUUGUCUCUCGGUUACUAGAGGCAACAGGCCGUCUCAUCCAAGAUGGGGAUGCCGGUAUGGUUCUUGUACAAUUGGCAUAUGAAAAUGCUAAUGCAGCUUGCCAAGCAGCCAUUAGACCACUUAGAAAAAAAGGAGGAAUAACUGAUUAUAUUCGGCUCUGUGCUGACAUUGGCUCAUCCUAUAUGCAGGGCCUCACACUGGCUGCUGCACUUCAGGGACAAACCAUAACUGAAUUCCUCCGCUCUCCCCAGGGAGGCAAAAAUGGAGGAAGAUGUCCCCGAAUUGCUGGACCUCCGGGCAGCUGUUUUUCUUGCGGCCAAAUGGGCCACCUAAUAACUCAAUGUCCUAAUCAGAAAAAGGUAGCUAAACUAAGGAGAUGCCCCCGAUGUAAUAAGGGAAGACAUUGGGCCAGGGAUUGUAAACUUGCUUUUGAUAGUGCUGGCCAUCCGAUUACGGAAAACUGGCAGAGGGGCCAGCCCCUGGCCCCUCAACAAAAAAACGGGGCAGCCCCGUGCUUUUCAUGGCUUCAAGCCUACCUGCUGGCAACCAACAGCAACAACAACAAACGGUUUCCAGUCUCCUCAGAGCAACCCCAGGAAGUGCAGGAUUGGACCUCUGUUCCUCCACCUACACAGUAUUAA